Molecule: messenger RNA, 7484 nt
Organism: Pocillopora meandrina
Lineage: Eukaryota; Metazoa; Cnidaria; Anthozoa; Scleractinia; Pocilloporidae
Source: the annotation of a GenBank genome assembly
GGACAACAGUUGACAUAUGGACUGGUACAAACAAGGACCGAGUGGCCGUCUGUAAAGCUACGAUUUUGAAAGUUUGUGGUGAGUAAAAAUUGCGAUAUUCGUUACGUGAUUAAAAUCUUAUAAAAGAAUAGAUGUAGCGGGUUGAAUUAAGCUUACAUAACGCUCGGCGCAACUGAAACUAGAAUAAUUCUGAGAAUCGAAUCGGUCACUUGCAUGCCGCAGUUUCUUAAGCUUGUGAAUUACAAUGAAAUAAACCUAUCUGUAAGGUUUCAAGAUUCCUUUAGUCACGUUUGGGAACAUUCAAGAUUCAUAAUAGGAACUGUUAUUAAACAAACCUUAGUACAUAAAGAAGCCCUCCUUGGUAAAAACAAAAUAAUGUAUUCAGCCCUUUUUUAGUAAAAUCCAUGAGAGAGAUGUACUAACUCCAAUAUAAAAGUCACUCAAUAACAACAGAGAUUUCUCAAUUUGAGAAUCCAAUGAAUGCCCUUUUCCUCCUAGCCAUCUUAAAAGCCUGGUCUGAGCUUUAAAUAUACAUAUUUUAAUACAUUAUUUUUUUUUCAAAUUCAGAUGUCAAGGAAUCCAGAUACAAAAUGGUCAAGGUUCUUGUAGACAACCUCAUUCAAGGCCAACUCAUUGUGAGCCCAGUACAAACAGCAGCUAAGUUUUCAGUUUAGGAUAACUUCAUUCUAAUUAAUUGUUACAGUUACAACAAGAUUUUAAUCAAAAAAUCAAUUUUAUUUGUCUGUAAUUAGCCCCUUCACUCCCAAGAGUGCUUGGUUUUCAAAUAUAACUUAAGAUAUUGUAUUUUAUGGAAAAGAAUCAACAGAUUUUAUUCACAAUUUGUGUCAAACCAAAUUUAAUGAUUGAUUAGAUCUAUUUUAUAUGAAUAGCUGUAAUUGAGGAUUAAUCCGUAUGAAGUUUUCAAGAAAAGAAAAAUAAAUCAAAUUCCAUCCUGAUAUUACCACACAUUGAUGUUAAUAAUUAAUCACAAAUAUUUUACAUGAAAGCCUUAAUUAAGCUUCUAAAUAAAUUUCAUUAAAUACUUGAACUCUAGCUGGGUUUUUUUAAUUUAAAGUAUUUAUUUUAUAUCAUUAGCCUCAAAUUUUUGCUUAAAAUUCCCAGUAAUUCUUAAACAUUCCUAAAAAUUCCCAAAAAUUCCCAGAAAUUCCUAGGAAUUUUUUAGAUUUACAGCUUUUCAGGGAAAGUCAUUGGUUCUCUGAGUUGCAAUUCCUAGGAAUUCCUAAGAAUUCCAAGUCCUGUUGGCUUUAAACUUGGAAUUUCUGGGAAUUUCUAGGAAUUUCUAGGUUUUUAGAACCAGAGUUGUUAUGGUUGGGAAUUCCCAGGAAUUCCUAGGAAUUCCCAGUCCGAAUUUACCGUGAAAAUUCACAUCUUUAUUCCUAGGAAUUCCUGGGAAUAAACUCCUAGGAAUUCCUAGGAAUUCCAAAAGCCAUUUCGCAAGGGAUUGCCUUUUAAAGAUACCUAUUAAAGCUGUAUUCAGAAGCAAAGACACGUAGGUAGUAUACUUCUGCCUUAUUUUUAUAUUAAGGGAUUUCUUUUUUAUGUAACAUAUAUCCAUUUCUUUAAUUUCCUCCUUAACCUGCCUGCAAAUAAUUAAAUUUUAUGUUUUAAUUCAAGUGUGAGAAGAUAAAACAGAAGUGUUGCAGAGUUCUCCUUCCAGACUGAAUUCAGGUGAGAACAUCAGUAAACUAGUAGAUGUCAUAUGCUUCUCCUGAAUCUUAUUGCUCUGUGUUUUUUUUACAAAGGGUCUUUUAUAUCUUUGUGUGCCAGCUAAUGAGUAAAAUCUCGUUGAAUAGAUAAUAAAUAAAUCCAUCUUAAAGUUUUUGGCAUUUACUAUUUUAAAAUUCAUAAAUGGCAUUCUCUUUUAACCCAUGUAAAGAGAUAUUACACAUUUCUUAAACUAAAAUCUGAAUCAUGAAGUCAACUUAACUUUAAUGAGUUUGAAACUUCAUUGUAAAUAAGAACACUUUACUGGAGUAUGUUACAUUUAUUUGCUGCCUUUCUGGUGCAUAUGAUUACAUAACCCUUUAACUCUGAAGAUCUCAUUAGUAAUUCUCCUUACUGUCUGCCAAACAAUUUAUGUGCUGUUAGGUUGGAGGAUUUGGAAUUGGAUCAACCAAUUAUCCCCUAAUUGAUGUUUUUCCUUAUUCUCAUUACUUGUCUGUUUGAUAAUGUACUGAUGGUGUAAGGAGAAAUUCUCUCUAGAUCACCAGUGAGACUAAAAGGGUUAAAAUGGGGGAUUUCAUUAUAUUGUAAUGAUUAAAAUUGUUCAAAAUGUAGCAAAAAAAGAAUGUUAUGUUAUGUUUCAUUUCUCCCUGCUCUAAAUAUAGUGGAAAAACCUGUUGCUGGUUGCUUAUGUCUUUAAUGUUUAAAUGUUCAUGGGAAAUGCUUUUUUCUUUUUUAAUUGAAGAUAGAGAAGUUUUCAAAGCUGAUAGAAAUAAGCUGUUUGCAAGUAAUGAAAAGCAAACUGACAAUCAUACCUCAAUGCUUGACAUGCUUCUCUCAAAUAUGUCAGUUGUGUGUAUCUACUAUUGAAGUGGUGUCUUUCUUGUGCUGUGGUUCAUGAGCCGUCACCUCUCAUCAAGUCCAGCUUUGUUCACCCCCAUUGUACUUGCCUUAAACCAACAUCUACCAGAAUCCUUUAAAUAGUUGAUACUAAGAUAGGAAAGAGCCCUGGUGGUCAGCAUUGAGUUUGGUCUUUUCUCAUGAUAAAUUUUGUAAACAAAUACGGGGUUUCUCUCAUUGAAAACCCAGUACUUCUGACAGGUUCUUUGUGAUUGGACAAAACGUUUUCUCCACAGGUGAAAAUGUCAUUUCUCUGAUUUGAUUGGCUGUAAACAGCUGUGAAUGGCAAAAAUAUUUGACAGAUCAUAAUACUUACUUAAUGACUGAGUGGGAAGUCCGUGCAUCAUGAUUGAGAGCCAAUAUUUUCCAUCCGAUGAGUACGGGAAAGAGCCAGUUUGAAUGUGUCUCAAAAGGAUAAUUUUUAGAAUAUCCUCUCAAAAAUCCCACUCAAAACUUACUUUUGUCUCCUUGGAGUCCCCUAAAAUCUUGCAUGUUUGUAGGUCAGUGGACACGCAUUAGGAACCAAGGAAGGUUCACACAUUACUGUUACAUUACAUGCAAUAAUAAGAUACAUGAAAAAGUUACUCAGUUGCGAUUGGUUAAGGUAAAUGCAGCCUAUAGGUGAUUCAAUGCAGAAGAGGGUUAAUUCGGUGCAAAGAAGUAACAAACCAGACUAAACAAUUCCUUGAAAUGUUUAGCCGGACUUUGAAUUUUUUUGCGCCUUAAAGAUGGGAAAAUACCAUUGCAUAUUAUUGUUUUGAUUGUAUGUGGUUGUUUUUACCAAACGUACAAUGUCAUUUGCAGGCUUUGAAUAAAUUAUUUUUGCACUUGAUGUGCAUGCUUUGCUUCUGCAUAAUUAUUAUAAGCUUUCUCAAUCACAAUUUUUCUCCUGCAGUUUGGAAUAAAUAAGCAUGAGUAAAUUUUUUUCAAAGACCACAGACACAUGGUUUAAAUGUUGUAAAAGGGUUAAGAUUCCCUCUGCUAUGCUUCAGCACGUUGAUAAUUUUGUUUCAAGAAAACAUUUUGUUACGCUGUAAAUGAUCAUGUCUUAGAUUGGUCAAAAAACUGACAGGUGAAUUCAUGCGUGUAAAUGAACUUUAUUUUCUGAUUGAAUACAAAAUUCUCUGAGGGAUUUGUUUGCUGACGUCAUGAGCGUGCACAAUAGGAAUAUGAAGCAAACUCAUGCAAUUGAAUUUGAUCAGACAAAUUUACUAGCUAUGUUGUAAAAUGAAUUAAUCGUAUGACAGUGAGGAAGGGAAAUUCACUUUUUCAUGUUGGUUUGAUUCUUGGCUGGUUUAAAAGGCCCAGUGAGAUAAACAAUAUACCAGGCAUAAAUUGACUUCACUAAUUUAACAGCAGUAUGUUUCACUUAAUUUUCAACAGUGUCACACUUAAUUUUGUGAACUUUUACUCCUUUUUUUUGUGGAAUAGACUUCUGUCAAACAUGCAUAACAGAGAGGGUCUUGUUUCUGCUUGCAUGGUUCAUUUACAGGGUAUUUAAAGAUAUUUAUCAAAGACGAGGGAAAUAAUUUAAUGCAAUGUUUCCUCCUCAACUCCUUGUGAGAAAAUGGUUUCCUCAGGUAACAUGACUUGUAAACCAAUUAUAAUGAAGAAAUUGAACUCAAUCAGCUGAUACAGAAUUUUUAAAGUUUUUUCCAUUCAUAACCCAAAAUUAGUUAAUUUGAAUUAGCUGCAAGAGAAAGGUAACAACUUGAAAAGGUUUCCUUCAAACUUGAGUUGUGUUGAUUUGUUCUGUGUGUUUAAAUUUAUUUGAUUUUUAGGGUACUCUGAGGGACGGGACACAAUUUGACAGCAGUAUCCCUCGAGGAGAACCAUUCGUGUUUACAUUAGGAGUGGGACAAGUUAUCAAAGGUGGAUACUUGUGAUAUAGCAUGCAUGACUAUGUGCAAAACGGGCUGAUAUUUGUAGUUUGCCAUGAUAUUAUGCAUUUAAGCAAGUGAUUGCACUUUCUACUGGUUUACCAAUUAAUUACCCCAUGUGGGAAGUGGGGAGAAGGCAAGAAACAUUUGGACAUCACAAGCUUAUGGGGAUCUAUUACUUUAAUUUAUUAACAAGCAUUGGGUUUAAUGGUUUGAUAAACUUUAGGUUUCAGAAUGUUUAUAGUUAACUUAGUUCCUCAAACAUCUCAUAUGUUUUUUUUACCCAACUGUUUUAUUUUAUAGUCAUUUGUUAUAAGGCAGGGAAAACAAAACAAAUAGAGGAGUGGUUUGGGACAGGUCUUGUAAUGUUCUUGUUGGAUUACAUUUUAAAAUAACCAACUGUCCAAACAGCUGAGCAAUUUCACAUGAUAUUUGUACUCAAUUUGUGCAUUAUUUGUACUCUCUGAGAGCAGUUGAAUAAUCAUGUAAGAUAUCUGGUGUAUAUUAGAAGUGUUUUUACUAUUUAAUAAGUCAUGAUUUAAUUUUUGUUACAGGAUGGGAUCAAGGACUAUUAAAGUAAGUUACAACUAUAGACCAUUCAUCAUUUGUUUUUAAGUCUUAUUUAUACACAAUAAAUUCCUCUCUCCACAUUACUUACAUUUUCAAACUACUUCCUCAAACUUUUCCAGAACUGUACCGAACUAUACAAGAAAAGUAAACUGUGAAAAGCAAGCUUUUGAACCUUGUUGUUCCUUAUCUUAAUUUUGUUAAAGCUGGGGUGAAUUUUGUAGUAAAAGUGCUAGUGCAUAUGAGUUAUGGAAAAGUGGUCUGGAUUUAGUAGUCUGGUGUAAGAGAAUUUCUGGCCAGUGAUUCAAUGUUCAGUGUGCAAGCAUGAAGUGUCAAGCAUAGUCCACACAACAUGGCAGGUAUAGAUGUAUUGGCGGUCUAUAAAAUUGACAUUUUUUUGCUCUCUCUACUUCUAGCCAAGGCUGAAGAGAACCUGAACAGUUGCUAAUAAACUGGCUUCAAACCAUUCAGCAAAUGUGGAACUAGCAGCAACAUAAAAUUAUUUUUACCCUUGUGGUUUAACCUGUUCAAUUACUUAUAGACAUUAAAUUACAAAACAUGAAAACCAACCUCUUUGGAAGUCCUUUUUUCAUGCAAUCUUGAAAAGCAUCAGUUGAUUUGUUGACAACUUCAAAUACAGUUAUUGCAAAAAUUUCAAUAACUAUGAAAAAAAUGAAAUAUUUCUAGUCAGUAGAGUUAAGCCAAAGGGUUGUCAUUUGAUUUGGUAUUGUUUUAGCCUACAAAGUAUAAUCUUACACUGUUAAAUGGGCACUUGAUUAGUACAGCAACUAACAAUGGCCAGUGAAAAAGAGAUUCAAGAGAAUAGGGUGAGCUGGGAAGAGCUGAGGAGGAAAGGGAAGAAUAGGCAACAGUGACGUUCUCUUGUUAUGAUCAUAUGUGUCUUAGGGUAUGAUGGGGACAGGCUGACUGACAUAUGGUAUAGUUCCUAUAGUUCUUUUUGGUGCCCAGCUACCAGCUUUUCUGUUUUAACAUUUUGCUGUUACUUACUCAAGGUAUAAAUAAACUUCUUGUUGUUAUUGUUGAUUGAAACUUUUUUUUUUCGUGUUGUUUUUAGUAUGUGUGAAGGAGAAAAGAGGAAACUUGUAAUCCCAUCAGACCUUGGUAAGUCCCUGCUCUGAUAUUUAAGUAUAUAAUUUACGUCCAGUGCAGUGAGUUAGAAUUGUUGCCAGUAGAUACUAGUAGGAUUGAUAAUGGGGCAACUCACCUUGCUUGAAAUGCAAGCUUAUGUAGAUAUAAUUUAUCUGUUACAUACAAGCAAGCUGAAUUAUGCAAGAAUUCUACCAGUCAUAUUCUUAUUAAAAUAAUUUUCAGCUGUUUUUGCUAUACUAAGAGGAAUUUUCUUUCUUUUGUGCAGGUUAUGGGGACAGAGGAGCUCCCCCUAAGAUCCCAGGUGAGUAAACAGCUUGUGGUCAACAGAGACAAUGCUGAGUCAGAGCAUUACAUGAACACCGAAGAUAUUGAUACCAACCUCUGAAAUUGUGAAAUCUGGAAAGAUUUGAUUUUGAAGCAUGGCGUCAAAGCCACCCCACCCACUUCCCCCACAGAUUUGUUCAUCAACACUCUGCUAGUCUCUCCUCACAGCCUGCAAGUUUGCACAUAAUCUGACAAAAAAGGAAAAACCACAAAACUACAACUAUCUUAUUUAAGGAAUUAUUUUGAAGUAUUAAUUGCUCAUAAUUCAUAUUGUCUCAGUACACUCUUAAACUAUGUAUUUAACCUAAGGUCACCAGAGAAAUUUGAAGUAACCAUGACAAUGCAAAACACAGGGCAACAAACCAAGUGGUCUAUGAGCAAUUGUAAAGUGGCAAAUAAAAAUCCCUUAACACUUUGACCCCUAAAAGUUACCAGCAGCUAAUAUCUCCCUUUAGUAUAUACCACACAGGUGAAUAGUACUUUUCACACGCACUGAUUGGCUAUUUGGAAGUGAAUAGCAAGUACUAAUCACCUUCCAGCAGCCGAUGACACAGCACGUCAAGAGUUUAAUUUCUGACCAUUUUUUGCUAUAUUGAAAGAAACAAACUAAAUUUUUGGUAUCUGUGCGGUACCUGCUAAAACAAUUAUUUGCAUCCACUUUUGUGAAUAAUUGUUGAAUAAUAUCAGCCCUGAGUCAGACAUUAAGGUCACAAGAAUAAAGGAAAUCACCAACUAAAGAAGCUCUUGAUUGUUACACAAAAUUUUUCCUUUUAACAGCCUAGGAAAUGUAGAGAGAACAGUGUCGAAAAUACCCAUACUGAUGUUAGGCCAGUUAAGGUGUAAGGGGUUCUUUCCUUGUGGGAUACAUGAAGGGCUUCUUCAAUCAUAUUCCGGCAUGAACUUUUUUCCUCAAAACGCAACUUAAAAUGAAUUUACGCCAAUUAUUUUAUCUUUUCAGGGGGCGCUACAUUGGUAUUUGAGGUUGAGCUGUUGAAGAUAGAGCGAAAAACAGAAUUGUAA